CAAUCUAUUGGAUCGGAGAGAAACCAUUAUCAAAAGCGAAGGGCGGGAGGCUGAGCUGAGUUGAGAGCUCCGAAAUGCUUCUCUCGCCAUUGAAAUCUCUUCAUUCUCCCUCUUCACUGCUCGAACGCAGUCGAAGAAGAAGAGCUGCUUCACCUCUGUUUCCUACGUCUUCGUCUUCUUCAUCAUCAUCUUCCUCGUCUUGUUCAGUGCGAUGUUGCUCUUCUUCUCUCUCUCGCUGCCCACUCAGGUAUGCCGUCCUUGGUGCUGGCUUCGCUGGCCUCUCUGUGGCUUGGCAUCUCCUUAAGCACUGUCCCAAGGAUCUCCACCUAAUUAUCGACAUAUAUGAUGAAAGUGGAAUUGGAGGUGGAGCAUCAGGGGUUGCAGGAGGACUUCUCCACCCAUAUUCACCCAAAGUGAAACUUCUUUGGCAGGGAGCUAGUUGCUGGAGAGAGUGUUUGAAGCUUCUAAGCAUCGCGGAAGCAGCAGUAGGAUCCAGGGAAUCAACUCUGGGUACCCAUGAAUGUUCACGUGAGAAAAUCAUCCACAGAAGGGGCAUAUUAAGACCAGCGGUGGACGCCAAAAAUUUGGAUAUACUGAGUAAAAAUGCAGAGAAUUGCCUACCCAGUUGCAGAAUAGAUUCCAUUGAUAAGGAAGCUGCAAAAACUCUUGUGCCUGAUAUACGUGUACCUUUUAACUCGCUCUUCUAUAUGCCAGAGGCCUUAAAUGUUCAUCCUCUGAAUUAUCUCCAGGCACUUUUCAUGGCUUGUGAAGAUUUGGUGAAGGAAAUGUCUGCCUCGGGUUCUGGUAGCAAAGAGUUAUAUCUGCACAAGAGAUCGAUCAACCAGCUUAGUGAUUUGGCAGGGGAGUAUCAUGCAGUGGUAGUAUGUAUAGGUGCAAAAGCCAACCUCCUUCCAGAGCUUGCUGGGAAGCUUCCACUUAGGAUGUGCAGGGGCGUAAUAGCUCAUCUCCGGCUUCCUGAUCAUGUAAAAGAAAGUUACCCGGAUCACAGCCCCUCGAUACUAUCAGAUGCUUGGCUCGCAAUACAGGGUCCCCGAGAUCUACUUGUAGGAUCAACAUGGGACUGGAAAUCGAACAAUACCUCACGAGAAGUCCCAGCAGAGGAAGCCUCGCAAGCCCUUGACAAGCUUAUACCAAAGGCAUCAGCUGUUUACCCAAAAAUCAAGGACUGGGCUUUCAUCAGAGCAAAAGCAGGCCUAAGGGCAAUGCCACCGCUCACUUCUGAAGGAUCACUUCCUCUACUGGGCAGAAUUGAUCAUAUAGUGGACUUUAAUCAAGAUUGCAAGUACUGGUUCUUUGGAGGGCUUGGUGCUAGAGGCUUGCUCUACCAUGGGUUGCUCGGGAAGCUGAUGGCGCAAGCCGUUCUUCAAGGAGAUGACAGUCUGUUGCCGUCAGAACUCACCUCUUGGAAUAAGUUAAAGUCAUAAAAAAAAAAAACCGAUUUCCCAUAGUUAUUGACAUCUUGUCGCUUUUCAUAUGCGUAUCUUAGAUAUAGUUUAGGGAUCUGCAUAAUAUUACCUUCAAUUACAUUGGAGAAGUCAGAAAUGAAAGAGCACUACCGAAAAAAAAUCGGAAAUGAAAGAGUCUAAACA
Molecule: messenger RNA, 1610 nt
Organism: Punica granatum (pomegranate)
Lineage: Eukaryota; Viridiplantae; Streptophyta; Magnoliopsida; Myrtales; Lythraceae
Source: RefSeq, a predicted model, not a curated record